AUGUUCGACAACCUGCUGGUGCUGCGGCAGACACAGCUGGCGCAGCUGCAUCGACUGCUGGCGGUAGGCGCGGUCGUUGGCGGCCCAGAUGUGCGUCGUGGGGAUGGUUAUGCGAGGCUUGAUCGUCCUGCUGGGCUGAUACCGCCAGAGGAACGGCGUUUCAGCGUCCCAGCGUCCUGCAUAUCCACCACCAGCGCUGGUAGUGGAAGCUUCGGGGAUGCUAACCCUGACCUCCGCGGCAGAGAUACGCUGGUUACUACCGACAAGCCUGGCAGUGCCAUCCGGCGCGAUGGUGAAGGGCGACGAGUCGAGAUCGAAGGGCAUCGAGGCGCAGAAGAAAACGGCACACUUGAACGGAUGCCGCGGCGAGACUCUCUUCGCGUCCUGCAGCAUGUACGACGCGGCGAGGGCGGCGCCCUGCGAGAAGCCGAUCACGCCGUCGAAGGGGCCUUCGUCAUCAAUGGCCUCGUCCAGCAGGUCCAAGGCGGCCGCGACUUGGGGUUUGUAUCAGUUUCGACCUCGCCUUGGAGAAAGACAAACUCGUGCUGCCCGACCAGUUGGGUUCGGGAUCUGGGCGAGCUGGGCCUCGAAGAUCUGGGCGUUGGUGCCCAUGCCGUGGAGGCAGAGGAAUUUCAUGAUCUAUAUCAAUUACUCGUUUGUCAAGAAGUAAAGAGAAGUAACGAAACAAGAGAUGGCAAAAACUGA
Rasamsonia emersonii CBS 393.64 is the source of this 705-nucleotide messenger RNA. RefSeq lists its product as uncharacterized. The transcript is spliced from 2 exons. The record is from RefSeq and is a predicted model, not a curated record. NCBI's taxonomy places the organism in Eukaryota, Fungi, Ascomycota, Eurotiomycetes, Eurotiales, Trichocomaceae. The coding region runs from base 1 to 705 and encodes 234 amino acids.